UGAGGGCACAUAUAUGUAUUACUCCAUAUGUGAGGGCAGCAGUGGCGCCAUGUUGUACUGUAGCGCUCUCCAUGCGGCCGUAACUCGAACUAUUCUCUCGUCGAAUUCGUCGUCUUCGUCUUGAUCUCGCUCGGACAAGUUUUCUGCCUCGCUUGUUGAAUGCCUUUUUGGCUUCUUGCAAUUGUACUAGACGCUCGUCUAUUUCUUCGACUGUUAUUGUCUUGGAACCAUCUUGAAUCUGAACUAACACGUUCUCUAUGCGGCUAACCUUGCCCUUGACGCGCCCGCGUUCCUUGCGAAUCGCGGUUAAGGCAGCCUCCAUCUUGGCGUUCUCGAUGUUUCGAUCUCGCUGAAUUUCAUGAGAAAUUUGUCACGUAAACUUAUAGCCCUCAGUAUUGAUACUGGCACUAUCGUUCACAACUUGUUUUUACCAUCCGGCUCGAAGGACCAUGUUUAGGAUUGAUAAUCUCUUUAUUAACUUACAACAAAACUAUGAAAAACAAUUUUUGCGACCGGUCGACGAUUCUACUCGACACAUCGAAGCCGACUGACUACUAGCGUUGACUGAAGAUAUUUAAAGACAGCCAGCCAUGGGUAACGAUGUGAAGCAAGCAAAAGGGCACGAGGGGCACGGCGCUAACCGUGUAGUUCUGCAUUAUCGGUUGUAUCGGUAAAAAAGGAACGAUAGUAUGCUGUUACCGUAGCACAGAAAAUGUCCUGUAUUAUCCGCGGAAUGUGCCUCGGUUUUUGCUAUAAACUGCACGCGAGCUCAUUCAAACACCAGCCAUGGAGGAGGAAGCACAAAAGAAUAAUCAGACGUUGCCAUCUCCGGUACAUCUUGUACCGGAGACCAGCGGCGAGGCCGGCGAAUCAAACUCUCCGGUACAAGAUGUACCGGAGAAGACGACGGAAAAGAAGAUAACGGAAACACAAGGUGUACCGGAGGAAGCUACGGGGAGCGAACCUCCGGUACAAGGUGUACCGGAAAAGAAAGGCAACGACGAGAAAAACAAGAAACGCAAAAAAACACGCGGCACCGCCGCCGGUGCCAGAAAGCACGGAGGCGGCCGCGGCGGACGAGGAGGAAGGGGCGGGGGUACCGGCGGCGGCGGCGGCGGCUUCGCGAAGAGCCGCCACAAUUUUAUUUUUAAUAUAUAUUAGACAAACAAAAUUUAUAAUAAUAGUAAUAAGGUAA
Messenger RNA from Athalia rosae (coleseed sawfly), 1195 nucleotides. RefSeq names its product homeobox protein Hox-B3-like. The coding region runs from base 787 to 1161 and encodes 124 amino acids. The record is from RefSeq and is a predicted model, not a curated record. Lineage: Eukaryota; Metazoa; Arthropoda; Insecta; Hymenoptera; Athaliidae. The transcript is spliced from 3 exons.